This is a messenger RNA of Rotaria sp. Silwood2, 1512 nucleotides long. The record is from the annotation of a GenBank genome assembly. NCBI's taxonomy places the organism in Eukaryota, Metazoa, Rotifera, Eurotatoria, Philodinida, Philodinidae.
AUGUCUGUGCAACCAGGACAGAAUGAGACGGUUGGUGGACUCACAAUCUUGGAUUCUCAUUUUUAUAAUACUAGAAUAGGAAUUAUCACUUCUGCUAAUGCACAAUCUAUGCCUCCAAGUGCCGGGCAAAUUCUGUUGGAUAAUGUUCAUUUCGACAAGACUCCAGUUGCAGUUCAAAGCCCAGCCGGUGAAAUUAUUUUACAGGGUAACCAACGAAUCAAUUCAUGGGGACAAGGUCAUGUUUACACGCCUUCUUCUAGAAACUAUACGUUCAUUAGGGGCCUGCUUCCUCCACCAAAUAAAUCUGCUUUAUUAAUGGAAGGAUCAAAAUUUCUGGAAUACUCAAGACCUGAGUAUUUAGAAUAUUCUGUUAACCAAUUUGUGACAGUGAAAAGUCUAGGUGCUAAAGGUGAUGGAAUGACGGACGAUACUGCGACUAUUCAAAGAAUUAUUGAUACUUACGCGGCAAACAAGAUUAUAUUCUUUGAUGCUGGUGCUUAUAUACAUACAAAUACUGUUUAUAUACCACUGAAUGCAAUAAUCGUAGGUGAAGUUGAGUCAAUUAUUAUGGCACGUGGCUCGUCUUUUGGUGAUGCACUAAAUCCAAAGCCUGUAUGGAAAGUCGCCCAACAAGGUGAAUCAGGCAAUGUGCAGAUCGUUGACAUGCUUUUCUCACAUCAAGGACCGGUACCUGGUGCAAUCAUGAUGGAGUGGAACUUAAAAUCUGCAUGCCCAGGAAAGUCAGGCCUCUGGUCUACACAUUUUCGUACGGGUGGUGCAAAAGGCACAAAUCAGACUCCAUCGAAUUGCUUGAAGUUGACUGGUGCAAGUCAAAGAACAGAAUGUCAGGGCGCAUUUCUUCAACUUCAUGUUACUUCUUCUGCGUCUUUAUACAUGGAAAAUACAUGGCUCUGGGUAGCUGAUCACAAUUUAGAUUAUCCAGAUCAUUCUCAAAUUGAUAUUUUCAAUGCUCGUACCAUAUUAGUCGAGAGUCAAGGUCCACUUUGGAUGUAUGGAACUGCGGCGGAACACUCAGUACUUUAUCAAUAUCAUUUCGUCAAUGCAAAGAAUAUUUUGCUCGGACAAGCACAAACUGAAACAGGCUAUUUUCAAAGUAACCCACCAGCUCCUGAGCCGUUCACAUCUCUUACAAAUUGGUUUGAUCCUGUCUUUGAUAUGUGUUCAAAGGAUAAAUUUAGUUGUACCAAAGGAUGGAGUCUAGACAUAAAUAACACAACAAACAUGUACAUCUAUAAUGCCGGUCUCUAUAGUUUUUUCCAAAACUGGAAUACUUCGUGUAUCGGCACAAGCGCAAAUAGUUACUGUCAAGACACUCUCUUUCGAAUCAGAGGAAAUUCUCAGAACUUAUAUCUUUGGAAUCUGGAAACUGUAGGUAUUGAAAAUAUGGUUGAAGUCGAUGGUAUUGUCAAGGUUAAAAGCAGAGAUAAUUUGGGUGUUUUUCCUGAUGGAAUACUUGGCUACUUUAUUGAUGGAUUAGACUUUAAACAAUGA